Molecule: messenger RNA, 354 nt
Organism: Ruditapes philippinarum (Manila clam)
Lineage: Eukaryota; Metazoa; Mollusca; Bivalvia; Venerida; Veneridae
Product: ladderlectin-like
Exons: 3
Coding region: 1-354 (117 amino acids)
Source: RefSeq, a predicted model, not a curated record
AUGGCAGAAUAUGACAACAAUUCAGACGAGAAUCAUUGUUCGGAGCUUGGGGGACAUCUUUUAGACAUAAAGUCACAGGGAGAAAAUGCGUUCAUAGACAAACUUGGAGCGUUUGAAGAAAGUAUAUGGAUUGGAGCAACAGUCAUUAAAAAUACACGUAAUUUUAUUUGGGAGGAUGGGAGCAGAGUUGAUGAAUAUUUCGAAAACUGGUUAUCAAGUGAACCAAGUAAUAGAGGUGGCAACGAAAAUUGUAUAGCCGUAGUUGGCAGAACAAACGUCGACAGUGAAAAGUGGAAAAAGUGGAACGAUGUGUCAUGCCUUUAUGCAUUGAGUAGCGUUUGUGAAUUUGACUGA